AUGCUCCGCCACUUCAAGCUACCGCACCUCCUGCCUCUCGCCGUGGCCACGGCCCACGCCAUUGGCGGCCUGGUCUCGCCCCUGCUCGACCCUGAAGGCGCGAUCCUGAUGUUUGGACUCCCUCAACAAAUCGCGGAGUCGCCGGCCGCGCAGUCUGUGUUUCCCUCGGGAUCGAUACGCACCAGCGCCUUUGGGGUCCUCGUCUGGGUGUUUUACCUGCAGCGCAUGCUGGAGGAGAUGGACACGGUGAACCUCGUCAUGGGUGUUUGGCUUGGAUUCGCAGACUCUUACGUCUGUUGGAUGGCCGGCGUGCCGGUGGGCUGCUGA
Messenger RNA from Diaporthe citri, 327 nucleotides. RefSeq lists its product as uncharacterized. The transcript has a single exon. The record is from RefSeq and is a predicted model, not a curated record. NCBI's taxonomy places the organism in Eukaryota, Fungi, Ascomycota, Sordariomycetes, Diaporthales, Diaporthaceae. The coding region runs from base 1 to 327 and encodes 108 amino acids.